This is a messenger RNA of Penicillium coprophilum, 435 nucleotides long. RefSeq lists its product as uncharacterized. The transcript is spliced from 4 exons. The annotation marks the transcript as partial. Lineage: Eukaryota; Fungi; Ascomycota; Eurotiomycetes; Eurotiales; Aspergillaceae. The record is from RefSeq and is a predicted model, not a curated record.
AGUUUUGCCUUCUGGGGGUUGACGCCCCAUUGUUUGAGUCUUCAGUUAUUGGUUCUCAAUAAUAUAAUAUUGCCCUCUAAACCUUACCAUCACGACUCAUGGGAUACCACACCGCAAAAAUUCCUCAACAUCGAGCUGGUGUUUGAGGUUAUUGCUCCGCGCCUCAAUGGCCCCCUCGAUUACGAACGCUGUGCGAGUUUACACAACUACCUAGUCACAGACUCCGAACUCGUUGAGCUAGCUAGUCAACCAUUGGUUCUCGCAGAUGAAUAUACACAGGCUGUGCCCGAACGAGUCCGUCCAUCAAUUCGAUAUUCUCGCAAAGGCUUCUUUUACUGGGUGAAGACUAUUUCAAUGGGCUUAUUAGGCUCGCAUUGUGUCAGUGUCGUCUAUGACCAACAGCUGCACCGCGCUGCUUUCCCAAUGACCCUUUAA